GCGAGAGGGAACAAGUUUUCUAGGGUUGGCGCCUCUAGGCUUGAUCUAUCGGGGGAUCCGGUGGCAUGGCAGAGAAUGCGCAGCGGAUGCUCACUCGUGCCGCUGCUAGGAAGUCGCAAGCUGAAUCCAAGCGCGCCGCCGUCUCCUCCGAUGCCGUUCCUCCAGCGAAGAAGCGUCGGCCGCUAGGGAUCUUGCCAAACAGCGCUCCAGGCGUCUCUGCGAAAUCCCGGAGCGCGGUUGCCGGGAAGAAAAAAGCCGCCUCAAAUGCUCCGGAGGAAGUCGUGCUCAAGGGCGUGAAAGACAUCGACGAUUCACAUGACAAUCCUCAAAUGUGUAGCGUGUAUGCUCCGGAUAUCUUCGACUACAUUCGCAGGAGUGAGGUCAGACAGAAAUAUAAUCCAGACUACAUGCAAGUGAUCCAGACUGACAUCAAUGCUAAUAUGCGAGCUAUCCUUGUAGACUGGCUAGUUGAGGUAGCGGAGGAAUACAAACUCGUCCCAGAUACGCUCUAUCUCACAGUUUCUUACGUCGAUCAAUACCUGUCGGCAAAUCAUGUCACCCGUCAAACGCUGCAAUUGCUUGGAGUUUCCUGUAUGCUAAUAGCCUCCAAGUACGAGGAGAUCUGUGCACCGCAAGUAGAAGACUUUUGCUACAUCACAGACAAUACUUACACGAGGGAGGAAGUCUUAGACAUGGAAAGGAAAGUCUUGCGGCAUCUGCGUUUUGAUCUCGCUGUCCCUACGACAAAAACUUUUUUAAGGAGAUUUAUCAGAGCUGCUCAAAGUUCUUACCAGGUCCCGUCACUGCAACUGGAAUUCUUGGGGAACUACCUGGCAGAGCUUACGCUGUUGGAAUAUAACUUUCUGAAAUUUUCUUCUUCACUUGUAGCGGCGUCAAUUGUUUUUCUGGCCAGGAUCACGAUAGACUCUUCUGCAAGGCCUUGGAGCACUACAUUGCAGCAUUACAGUGGAUACCGACCGUCACAACUUGAGGCGUGCGUUCUGGCAAUUCACGGCCUCCAAACAAAGAGUAGUACACUACCUGGCGUUCGGGAAAAGUACAAGCAGCACAAGUUCAAGUGCGUGGCUACUCUACAGCCGCCUCCCGUGCUGUUCUUCCAAUACUUCGACGAUAGCACGCUAGAGAGCUAGUUAUAUGUGACCGGACUGUCACUACUUCGUCGACUGUGGGCUUAGAAGGCGAGCCGAGCGGCAUAUUUAACUUCUCCUUGCGAGCUGGAGAAACUUUCUGCCAGUCUCCGCUGAAACUAAUCAUCGCGUUGCGCGAUAAGUGCUGUAAAUUCGUUUUUUGGAAGGCUGCUCCAGCGAGCCUCUGGAAUCAACUCUCAUAUAGCUAUGUUUUUUUCCA
This is a messenger RNA of Selaginella moellendorffii, 1368 nucleotides long. RefSeq names its product cyclin-A3-1. Bases 66 to 1151 code for a protein of 361 amino acids. Gene Ontology annotation, molecular function: cyclin-dependent protein serine/threonine kinase regulator activity. The record is from RefSeq and is a predicted model, not a curated record. Lineage: Eukaryota; Viridiplantae; Streptophyta; Lycopodiopsida; Selaginellales; Selaginellaceae. Gene Ontology annotation, cellular component: cytoplasm; cyclin-dependent protein kinase holoenzyme complex; nucleus. Gene Ontology annotation, biological process: regulation of cyclin-dependent protein serine/threonine kinase activity; mitotic cell cycle phase transition. The transcript is spliced from 9 exons.